This is a messenger RNA of Lycium ferocissimum, 936 nucleotides long. RefSeq lists its product as uncharacterized. Bases 1 to 936 code for a protein of 311 amino acids. The record is from RefSeq and is a predicted model, not a curated record. The transcript has 2 exons. NCBI's taxonomy places the organism in Eukaryota, Viridiplantae, Streptophyta, Magnoliopsida, Solanales, Solanaceae.
AUGCGAGGUGUAACACUCUCAUUCAGCAGUAUUCAGAAUCUUGAACAGCAAAUGUGUGAUCUUUCUAGAGAACAACAUCCUACCAGAAAAAGAGGGCUUCCUAGUGAUACUAUUCUAAACCCGAAGAAUGGCGGGGGAGUGGAAUGUACUUUUGCUAUUAGCAUGAAGAGUGGUAAAAUACUUCAAGGUGCUGACAAGAAGGUGGUUGAUCUAGAGCCGAUUAUUGAGGAAGAAGAGGUGCAUUCUGAUGUGCCUAUUAUUGGUGAGGAAGUUCGUGGUGAAGAAAAAGUUACUGAUAUUCCAGAAGUUGCUACUGAUACAGGGAAACACAUGAUAAAAGGGGCUCUUCGCCCUUUGACUCAGAUGUACAAAGCAAAGCCUCCCUUUCCUCAGAGGUUGGCAAAGAAGAAUGAUGACGCUAAGUGUCAGAAGUUCUAUGAUCAAUUGAAGCAGUUAACAGUAAAUUUGUCAUUCUUAGAUGUUGUCAAAAAGAUGUCCGGAUUUGCUAAGUUUAAGAAGGGAGACCCAGGGGCAUUCACUAUUCCGUGCAAUAUUAGGCUUCAUGCAUUCGCCCGUGCUUUGUGUGAUACUGGGGCAAGUAUUAACUUGAUGCCCCUUGUUAUUUUCAAACAAUCUGGAUUGGGGACUCCCAGACCGACUUCUAUGCGAUUACAGAUGGCAGACAAAUCUAUCAAGAAACCAAUUGGGGUUAUAGAUGACGUGUUGGUGCAAGUGGGUAAGUUCAUGUUUCCUGUUGAUUUCGUGAUUCUGGAUUGUGCGGUGGAUAGAGAUAUUCCCAUUAUCUUAGGAAGACCGUUCCUUGCUACCGGAAGAGCGCUUAUGGACUCUGAAAAGAAUGAAAUAAAGUUCCGAGUGAAUGACGAAGAAGUGACUUUCCAAGCAAGCAAGGGGAUGAAGUUGCCAAAGCGCUUAUGA